CCCUUUUGUUGUACUUACUUUCCAUUCUCUUUUUCCCCUCAGCACUCAUAGUGUGAGCUAGGAAAGUGAUCACCACAAGCCUCUCCAGCCCAGUACCAUCUCACUCAACAACCCCUUAACACAACCUUUGGAAAGGAGCACAAGCGACCCCAACGCAUGCCACACACUUCCUCUCCCCUCCCAGCUCGCCCUCUGUAUUAAUUAUUCAUCAACAAACCACCCAAAUUAAUUUUAGCAUGCCAAAACCAGAAGCACAACUUUCAUGGUUUGGCCUCGUGGCCGCCCUUGCUUUAUUUCUACUCCCGGAAACUUGCAUCGCCAGAAGCAUAAACAAGGAUUGUGGCUUUACUAUGUGUGGAGAUGUUAACAUCCGCUUCCCUUUUCGAUUAACAAGCCAACCUCACAACUGUGGCAACCAUAGGUAUGAGCUGGAGUGUGAGAAUAAUAACCGCACCACUUUGGUCACGAAACAUGGGAGAUUCCAUGUCCAAAACAUCUCUUAUGAAAUGGGAAAAAUGCAAGUCAUCGAUGCGAAUCUGGACAGGGAUGAUUGCUCCCUUCCUCGCAGUUCCCGCAAUAGUUUUGAUGCUGCAUGUGAGCUACCGUAUGCGAUGUCUUAUGCUACAAGCAGCAAUAUGUAUCUUGUAAAUUGCACAACACCGAUGAAAUCUUCUCUGUAUGUUGAUGCCUCUCGUUGCCCCAAUCGCUCUUCCCAUCCACCUACCUACUUUUAUUUUUUAGAUCAAGGAACACGGCCUGUUGAUUUCAAUCAGUUUUGCACGGUCGGAGCACAGGUUCCAGUUGGGCGAGAGAAUAUCAGCAACAUGUCUACUGUGGACAUCUACAAAAAACUAUUACUGGGCUUUGAGCUGUCAUGGUUGGACUCCGAUCAUUUCUUGCUGCAGUGCAGGGAUGAUAAACUUCGAGUGAUAUUGGACUCUUUGCUAUAUGCAUUGAGCACCUAUGCGGCCAGCAUCGUACAUUUCCCCUUCCAUAGCCAAGAUUAUUAUUAUGAAGAUAAAAGAACGUAUAUUUUAUGUCUUGGAGUAACAGGAGGAGUUAUCUUAUUAAGAGCUUUGCCGGGAAUAUGUUGCUUGAUCGUAGUUGUUACGUACAAAUGGCGAAGAAGACAUUUAUCUGUGGAUGAUACGAUUGAGGAGUUUCUUCAAAGUCAAAAUGAUUUAAUGCCGAUAAGAUAUUCUUAUCGUGAAAUAAAAAGAAUGACGAGAAGUUUUCGAGAUAAAUUAGGUGAAGGUGGUUAUGGUUCAAUAUUUAAAGGAAAGCUUCCUAGUGGCCAUUUUGUAGCAAUAAAGUUAUUGGGUAAGUCAAAAGCUGAUGGACAAGAUUUCAUUAAUGAAGUUGCUACAAUGGGGAGAAUUCAUCAUGUUAAUGUGGCCAAACUUAUUGGAUUUUGUGUGGAAGGAUCAAAACAAGCUCUUGUCUAUGACUUUAUGCCUAAUGGAUCUCUAGAUAAGAUCAUAUUUGCAGAAGAAAACAAAACUAUCUUGAGUUGGCAAAAAAUGUUUGAUAUUGCGCUUGGGGUGGCUCGAGGAAUUGAAUAUUUACAUCAAGGAUGUGACAUGCAAAUUCUACAUUUUGAUAUCAAGCCACACAAUAUUCUUUUAGAUGAGAACUUUAUCCCAAAAGUUUCGGAUUUUGGUCUUGCUAAACUCUAUUCGGUAGCUGAUAGCAUUGUAUCACUCACUGCAGCACGAGGUACAAUUGGAUAUAUUGCUCCUGAAUUGGUCUACAAAAACAUUGGAGCCAUCUCGUACAAGGCUGAUGUUUAUAGUUUCGGAAUGCUAUUGAUGGAAAUGGUGGGAAGAAGGAAGAAUUUGAAUGCAUUUGCUGAACACUUAAGUCAAAUAUACUUCCCUUCAUGGAUUUAUGGCCGGUUUCAUCAAGGAGACGACUUUGACUUGGGAGAGGUUACAGAUGGUGAAAAGGUAAUUGUUAAGAAGAUGAUAAUAACAGCUUGUUGGUGUAUACAAGUGACACCUAAUGACCGUCCUUCAAUGGGCAAAGUCUUGCAGAUGCUUGAAACAGAUGUCGAGCUCCUUCAAAUGCCCCCCAAACCUUUUCAACUUCCUUUUGAAGUAUCAACUAAGGAUCAUGUUGAUGACAAUCCAAGCAAGGAUCCAACUUCAUCACUUUUUUCUUCAAAUGCAAUUAGUUUAAAUAUAGCCUAAGCUAUUAAACUUUUCAUUUUUAUCACGUUACCAUUGUACUUUGGUAAUAAGAAAAAAAUCAUAUCCCUCCAAAGCCUAGAAUUUUGUAUUCUAAUUUCCAAACUUUGCUCUGUAUUUUGAGCUCUAUUUCU
Theobroma cacao (cacao) is the source of this 2320-nucleotide messenger RNA. RefSeq names its product rust resistance kinase Lr10-like. The record is from RefSeq and is a predicted model, not a curated record. Gene Ontology annotation, biological process: protein phosphorylation. NCBI's taxonomy places the organism in Eukaryota, Viridiplantae, Streptophyta, Magnoliopsida, Malvales, Malvaceae. Gene Ontology annotation, molecular function: protein kinase activity; polysaccharide binding; ATP binding.